This is a messenger RNA of Zingiber officinale, 584 nucleotides long. RefSeq lists its product as uncharacterized. Bases 34 to 462 code for a protein of 142 amino acids. Lineage: Eukaryota; Viridiplantae; Streptophyta; Magnoliopsida; Zingiberales; Zingiberaceae. The transcript has a single exon. The record is from RefSeq and is a predicted model, not a curated record.
CUUUCACCCAACGCUAGCUCUUGAUUCUCAAGCAUGGGGAAUUGCCUAGUUCUUGAGGAGAAAGUGAUCGAAAUAAUGAAGACGGACGGGGAGACACUUCGGCACCAAUCACCAUUGAAGGCCCAACAAGUGCUGAAUAUGUUCCCUGGGCAUGCGAUCUCUGAGACACUUCCGAGGAUCACAUACUCGGAUCCAACCAUGUCGAUGAGGCAUGGGAGACUCUGCCAUCGUCUACCACCCGAGAAGCAACUAGCCAAGACAGGUGCUGAUGAAGAUGGAUUUAUCAGAAUCAAGAUGGUCAUAACGAAGCAACAGUUUCGGGACAUGCUAAGGAAAGGAGGUGUUUCCCCUGAUGGCAUGCUGAGGAGCGCUCGUGGUGCAUCAGGUGAGAAGACAAGGUCCAUGGAGUGGAGGCCUACUUUACAAAGCAUACCAGAAGGAGAUGAUCUCUGCCUGGAAUAGAGAUUAUAUAUAGACUGGUUUAGCUGAAAGAUUUGUAAGUUUACUAAGUUUUAAGCAGGUAUAAACAUAUGUAUUAGGGAAAAUAGCCCAUGAAACAAACGAUGAGCUACCGAUGGUCUAUA